This is a messenger RNA of Exophiala bonariae, 2487 nucleotides long. RefSeq lists its product as uncharacterized. Gene Ontology annotation, molecular function: zinc ion binding; RNA polymerase II cis-regulatory region sequence-specific DNA binding; DNA-binding transcription factor activity, RNA polymerase II-specific. Lineage: Eukaryota; Fungi; Ascomycota; Eurotiomycetes; Chaetothyriales; Herpotrichiellaceae. Gene Ontology annotation, cellular component: chromatin. The record is from RefSeq and is a predicted model, not a curated record. The transcript has 4 exons. Gene Ontology annotation, biological process: DNA-templated transcription; regulation of transcription by RNA polymerase II. The coding region runs from base 1 to 2487 and encodes 828 amino acids.
AUGGCUCAAUCUGACAACGCCACCAGCUCGGAGCCUGCCAGCACCUCUGCGACCAACAACACGCCCAAAAAGACUGCCUCUGUCCCCGAGAAGAAAUACAAAUGCCAGUAUUGCAAUCGGGCUUUCAGCCGCAGCGAGCAUCGGAGUCGACACGAGCGAUCGCAUACCAAGGAGCGCCCCUUCAAGUGUCAGAAAUGUAGAAGCACCUUCGUCCGUCGAGACCUGCUCCUGCGCCACGAUCGAACCGUGCAUGCAAAGGAUGGCGGUGUACCUCUUCAGUCUGAAGGCAGAAAGAGAAGUCAAGGCACGACAGCUUCUGGCAACAAGACGUCACCCUCAACCGCGGCACCGUCCAAGCCUUCGAUUAGUAUUGAUCCCGGCACGUUGGAGCAGAUAGAGGCAAGCAGCGAUGGUAUGCUCGACCUUGAAACUGCCGCCAUGUUGAUGACAGACUUCCAACACAAGGCGGCAGCAGCAGCAGUGAACGGCCUUAACAACGGCGAAGGUUCCAUCCCCGACUACUCACCCGAUCGCAGCUCGCUCCUCGAAUCCUCCGACUACCUCACCGGUCCCAACAGCUUGCCGCAUAUGCCCUGGGAUACAUUCAUGCCUCAAGCCCCCUCAGAACCCAAAGCCCAUUCCAUGUCGAGCAUGUCGUCCCAGGAUAACUUGUCACAGCCUCCCUAUGUCCACAUGGGCUCCAUUCAGCCUCACCAGUCCCAGCUUCCCCCGAUCAUGGAACGACAGAACUCCCUCGGUGCUUCCUUGCCACCCUCGUUCCCCUCGCUGGCCGACACCUUCCCGGUUUCUGGAACUCCAACCCCGAAUGCUUUGUCGCCCUUCCCGUCCAUGACAGGCCCUGUCUCACCAGUGAAUUAUCGCAAGUCUCCUGGACCAGCUCAGCCCCUUUCCUUGCCCAAAGCUCCUCAAUUGUACAAUGAUGACCAACGUGCCCUCAUUGCUAACCAAUUAGGUGGAGAUCCCAUCCUUCCCCCUCUACCCUCAAUCAACCUCUAUCUCACUACCUAUUUCAAUCUCUUUCACCACCAUCUUCCUUUCCUACAUCCCGUUACUUUCCGGCCGGAGACGACAGAACCGGCUCUACUCCUCGCCAUUCUGUCCAUUGGCGCCCUCUACAACUUUGAACAACACCAAGCAUAUUCCCUCCAUCAUGGCUCCAAGAAACUUGUCAACCAGUUCCUUCAAAACAAAGACAACUUUGACUCUCGCAAAUGCCCUCUGUGGACAAUGCAAAGUACCUUGUUGAACAUGUUGUUCGAAAGCUGGGGUGGUGGUUCUCAGGGCCUUGAAUGGGCGUGCUCGAUUAAGAGUCUGCUCGCCAAUAUGGUCGCUGGUAACAAAUACGAGCUCAAGCUACGGAUCGAUGGACGAUCGGGGGCUCCUCCCACUCAUGAACAGUGGGUAGGAGAAGAGGGUUGUCGAAGAACCUAUUAUGCGGUUUAUAUCUUCUUUGGGAUGCUCACCCUGACUUAUAACCACACCCCUGCAAUCAGCUUCAACGAGUUUGACUCACUACCCCUCCCCUCGUCCGAGUCUCUUUGGAACAUCGAACCCGCGGACGAAGACACCUGGCAAGACAUUUUUGCAGCAUCACCCACAAUCACUGUACGCGAUGCACAUGAUAGCCUCUUCCAAGGUGAUGCGGCACGGUAUAGUGCGUUUGCAACCCGAGUCAUGAUCAAUGCUCUCUUCUUGGAAGUCUGGAACUUGAGAAGAAGUUUCGAAUCGCUCCAAGAUGUUGUCUUGGAGUGGAAGAUUCGAAUAGCUCUUGAGACUUGGGAGCGCUCAUUGGAUCUUUGCGAGCCGGAGACAAUUGUUGUACCUUUGAGUACACCUCACAAGAGCCACCCCCUGAUUUUCAACUCCAUGGCCGUCUACCGAAAUACCCGAGCUUUCCUUGAAGUGGACCUCAAAAAUGUCCAAGAGGCCCUUCGAUACCACAACUCCUUCGAAAUCGCGGCAGCAAUGACACUUUCACGUGACAAUGUCAAAAGAAACAAAGAGAUGAUCAAGGUCAUCGAACAGUGUUAUGAAUGCAUGGAAAUUGUGGCCAUGCAAGGAAUUAAUUGGGUGACCAAAACCUCGUCGACAAAUUGGAGUAUCGAGCAUCCUCUAUGUGGGCUUGAUCUCCUCACUAUCCUGAGUUUGUGGCUAUAUCGGAUCGAACAUGAUGAUCAGGAAGCCACUGACGAGGAACUUGCCAUGUACAUGAAAGUGCGUGGUCUAUUCGACGAUGAUGCCGUUGACUCAAACGGAUCCCGUCUCAGCUCGACCGUCGCUCGUGUCUGGGGUACAAUGCUUGAUGGCGUCGUUGUCUGGGGUAUUUCCAAGACAAUGGGCGAGUCCUUCAAGUUGCAUGCUCAAGCCUUGGUUGGCUAUGUGGAUGAACUUCCCGUCGAUCCGGUCACAGGCAUGCCGCAAGUGGUAUCAGACCAGGCUCUCAUGGGCAUGGCCUCUUCUUAUUAA